This is a messenger RNA of Fusarium poae, 510 nucleotides long. RefSeq lists its product as uncharacterized. Bases 1 to 510 code for a protein of 169 amino acids. NCBI's taxonomy places the organism in Eukaryota, Fungi, Ascomycota, Sordariomycetes, Hypocreales, Nectriaceae. The transcript has a single exon. The record is from RefSeq and is a predicted model, not a curated record.
AUGAAAGAACAGCAGGAGAUUUGGACAAAGAGGAGAGAGGAGAGAGAUCGAGGCGGGGACAAUGGUGUCAGUGAGGAGGGUGCGGUCAGCAAGCAGGCGUAUGAGUGGGAGGAAGACGUUGUGGAGUUUGUAGAAGGCAAGGAGUGCCGGCGUGAGGUUUUAGACCGCGAGAUGGAUGGGUUUAUGGGACGGGUAGGGUGUGAAGUAGGUGAAGAAGAGCGUUGCGAUGUGUGUAGGGAGCGUGCAUUGCGGAUGGAAGCACAAGUAUCAAGGAGAGGUACAUCAUGGGUCAGCAUACAGAGUGAAGAGGAAGAGGAGUUGGCGAGGGCAGCAGCAGCAGUUGAGGCAGAUUAUGAGAGGAGCAAAAGGUCAAUUCAGUGGGCAGAGAUGGAGCAGGUAGCACGGGUAAUGAAGGAAGCAGAGGACGCGGCAGAUUUCGAGGCGGAGUUAGACGAUUGGAGCGGGCGUUGCAUUGUAUGCAAAGUGGGAGGGAGCGAGGACGAGGUUUAG